Dreissena polymorpha is the source of this 3256-nucleotide messenger RNA. Its product is annotated as serine/threonine-protein kinase Pink1, mitochondrial-like. Gene Ontology annotation, molecular function: protein serine/threonine kinase activity. The record is from RefSeq and is a predicted model, not a curated record. Bases 429 to 932 code for a protein of 167 amino acids. The transcript has 9 exons. Gene Ontology annotation, cellular component: mitochondrion. Lineage: Eukaryota; Metazoa; Mollusca; Bivalvia; Myida; Dreissenidae. Gene Ontology annotation, biological process: autophagy of mitochondrion; regulation of apoptotic process; positive regulation of mitochondrial fission.
CAACUCCUCCAGUGAAUCAGCCUCAGGACUUUAUUCACGUGAAGAACUAGUAAGAUGGCCUGGGGCCGCCAUCAUUCAGUCUCCUGGUUCAAGACCUGUCCCUGGCACACUUCGAGAUCGGCCGCCACAUCAGACAGGGAUGAAACGCGGCAGUGUAUGAGGCCAGGCGGAAAUCUGCUGUGGCUGUUGUCACAGAAUCCGAAGAAACAGAUGCAGAAUCGGCAAUCGACAACGAAGAUUCAGAUGCAGAAAGCGACAUAACAGUGCUGUCCUCGACUAGCGAAGAUGCCAGCACCCCCGUCAUAUUCUCCGUUCAUGAGUAUGGUGAUCAUUGGCACAUCAGCGGUGGCAGCGAUGUCGAGAGUGAUGUUUUGGUACUGGACUGGACAGAUGAUGACGUGGAUAUUGAUUACAUAGAUAUAAAUAACAUGGAAGAGAGCCUAGCAAGUCAGACCCUUCCCCUCUCAAUUGCAAAUAUCAUAGAAGGAAUAGAAACAUUGGAUAAUACACAGAUGUUGCCUGGAGGUGACAAUGAGAGUAAAACCAUAAUGCACGAGUUGUUGGAUUCAGUUGAACAGACUGACACUGGACAGGAGGUUGAUCUGGCCAUCAAGAUGAUGUUCAACUAUCACGUGAACUCCAAUGCUGAUGCGAUACUUCGGGAGAUGGAGAAAGAAACUGUGCCAGCACUUGUCAGCCAUCCUGGUGAACAAGUAAUGUGGGAUACUGACCACAAAGUGCGGAAGAAAAAGUUACCACCUCAUCCAAACAUCGUGACAAUGUUGGGAUUGUUUGUGGAUCAGGUCCCAAACCUUCUUGAUAACGUGUUGAACUAUCCUGCCGCCUUGCCGCAGAGAAUCCACGCUGAGGGAAUAGGCAGAAACAUGACUCUAUUUCUAGUUAUGAAGAAGUACCCAACGACCUCACUAUGAAAGAGAUGCUGGCUUUGUUUACCCAGUUACUGGAGGGGGUCGCGCACAUGUGUUCUCACGAGAUCGCCCACCGGGAUAUGAAGUGUGACAACAUCCUACUGGACAUUGACGCAGAUGCCCGUCCUAGAAAUAGCACCCAAAGAUUGUUGGAAGUUCCUAAGAAAUUGAAAUUUAAUUUAGGACCAUAAUGAAGUUUUAAAGCCUUCAUUUUAAGAUUCUAAUGAGCAGCAACCAACAUUAACACGCAACAGACUGCAAGUUACUUGCAGGCUGUUCUGGUUUAAUUCUGGUUGUAUAUAGCAAUAUACACUUUUCCUCUGAGCGGGAAAGAAUUGAUAAAAACUGGUAUAUCAGUUUUACCUUUCUAACUGUAUUAUGAGUUAUGGCUACACAUAUAUAUAUGGAAUCUUGAUUUCAUGACAUCUGAUCUGCUUAAUUAAUUGAAAUGUUUAAUUAUUUUUAAAAUAAAUAAUUUCGUUUCUUUUUUGUUGUUGAUAUUUUGCUGCCUGAAAUUUGAUUUCCUACAUUAUGUGUACUGCACAGGCUUAUCUAUGAUGAGACAUAAUGCACAUGCAUUACGCCCUGUUUUCUCACAGUUUGUUUAUAUUAUUUUUGUUAACGCCAGAAAAUUUUGUCAUUCAUUGUUUCAGUUUAAAACUGCUUUUUUCAGAUGGUACCCCUAACCUGGUGAUAAGUGAUUUGGUUGCUGUCUGGCAGACGACACAUAUGGCUUUGUGUUGCCCUACACCACUGAUCUUAUAGACAGGGGAUGCAACACUGCUCUCAUGGCACCAGAGGUAGCUACAGCUGAACCUGGCAGAUUCGUCCAGUUGGAUUAUCGGAAGGCGGACGCAUGGAGUGCAGGCGCCGUAGCGUAUGAGGUCUUUGGGGCAGACAACCGUUUCUACAACAUUGGCCAUGGGAGGCUAGACAGUCGCAGCUAUAUGCUGGACGAGUUACUCCCCUUGUCUGAUUAUGUGCCUGAUGUAGUGCAGAGAGUGGUGGCCGCCCUGCUGGAAAGAGAAUCAAAGAACGUGCAAUGUGAAAUAUUGGCCUUGUUCUUGAAUAACGGGGAUUACAUGUAACUAAUGUGUGUUAAGUGGCGUAUCAGAUUAGCCUGUGCACUCACAUUUAUGACUCAAUAUUGAUCAAACUUAGUCAGAAUGUUUACCUCGACAAUGUUUGAAUAUGGGUCGUGUGCAUUCAAAACGUAUGUCCCCAGGUCAAAUGUUAGAAGAAUAUUGUGUCCAUUCUUGAUGGCACAAUUAUACAGAGACCCACUGCACGGCAGGCAGCAGACAUUGUUCACCUUUUGCUCUUGGCGCCUUCCGAUUGGUUGUUACCAUGCGGCGGGAUUCCAAGGUCAACGAUCAGGUGGUGGAUUGUCACCAUGGCAACAGACGUUCACCUGGGGAAGAAGUCAACGCUGCGAGAGAUGAAAGGUGUUUCCUGGACCACUUGAACAUCAACAGCCUAUUGAAUGCUUUCAGUUACGGUGGGAUGAACAUUAUCAGUAAAUAAAUUUAAUGAUGGGUAGGAGUUACAUUUUUUUAGAUAUUUAGUAAGCUUUCAUGUGUUUUUGUGCUGUCUUUUAAAAGAGUAGUGACAUUUUGAUUGAAGCUUUGCUCUGGAAAAUCAGGUCUUAAAUGUUGUGCUAUAAGUGUCUUCUCAGAUUAUCCUGUGCAGUCCGCAUAGGCUAAAAGAGACACACUAUCUGUUUGAUUUGAUUGUUUUUUAAAAAAAGAUUUUUUUUAACCGAAAAAGUCCAUCAAAGCAGAAAGUUUCAUGCCUGAUUAUCAUACUUAACGCGCAUGCAUUUAGCCCCAUUUUCCUAGAGAGCACUUCAUUAAGAUGGCAGUGUUCAGGAAAUAGAAAGAAAAAGAGACAUUAUAAGACCAAAGAAUCAAGUUACUGGAGAAACAUUACAACGAGAGCGCCGAUGGCGUUGAAAGACUAUUUGAAAGAUAGAGGGAAAUAGUUCCUUCUGUGAAUGUUUCUAAACCCUUGUAAGUGAAAUUUUCUAAGACCAUUUUCAGAAAAGAAAAUAUAUUGCGUUUGUAAAAAAUUAUAUUUCUUCUUUUAACAAUCAGCCAAAAUUGAUAACAGGGCGAAGACACGUGAGUAGCAGAAUUAAAGAACGAGGCUUAACUUGUAUCCAUUUAUAAUAGUUCCACGCAACGCCGCGUCUGAUUUCAACCAUUCACUGUUUUGAACAUUCUGCGACGUAAUGGUCUUGUCAACAAAAGAUGAGAUUGUCAAAAUUAGCAGUAAUGUGUACUCCCCAUUUUAAUUGUUAUUUCAUUAAAUAAAUGUUCUUGAUUGAA